Molecule: messenger RNA, 4086 nt
Organism: Xiphophorus couchianus (Monterrey platyfish)
Lineage: Eukaryota; Metazoa; Chordata; Actinopteri; Cyprinodontiformes; Poeciliidae
Product: UDP-N-acetylglucosamine/UDP-glucose/GDP-mannose transporter-like
Exons: 12
Coding region: 1060-2031 (323 amino acids)
Source: RefSeq, a predicted model, not a curated record
GGAUGAUAUUAUAAAAUAAAGGUAAAACAAAUAAAUGAUAAUUAACUAUAAAAUCCUUCCACACCAAAAAAAAAACACAUUUAUUUCAAAUAAAUUAACUAUCCCUCUCGUACACAUCCCCAAACCAUCUCAACUUCCGUUUUCAUUUUUCUUAGUGUUCGCAGCUCUGCCUCCUGUUUUUUUUUUUUGUUGCAAGUGCCAUUGUUUCUAAUCUCAGGUCAUACCAGAUCUCUGCCCAACUGUAAAACUUUCCAUUCAUUAAUCAUUUUCAGUCACAGCAUACUAAUAGGAUAGGAUAACAACUAAUAGCACAUGUAGUUUAUCCAUCCACAAUGUCUUUGGCUAACUUGAGAAAAACACCAGUAGAAGAAUCCCACAGCAGUGUCUGACCAUACUGAUAGCAUCCAUGGCUGUUGUUGUGUAUAGUAUUUCUGUACAGUAUGUAGGUACCAGUUAAAUGAUAAAUAUCCAAUUUAUCUUUCAGCCAGUUCAAUAAAUCCACAUCUCAACAGUGGGUCUUGUUCACAAAUGUACAACUAUUUAAAGGGAAAUAGGUUUUCCAGGUCUAUUACCAAGAAGCAUUGUUACAACAAAGAACUAAUCACCCAAACACAAAUUUCUUGAUCAACACACAAAUUGUUCAUUGUACCACUGCAUAUAUUCACUGGUGAAAACAUUUCCCUGUGCUCUAACUAACUAUAAUAAACCAUGUUAUUGAAAAAAACGUGAACGUUCACGGCUGAAUGUCCACAUUUCAGCUCAGAACUGCGGAUGUGUGGAAACGGCUCCCGUUUCACCCUGCAACUCCUGGAUAUCAACACCACAAGGACACAAUUCAAUGUAACCCUAAAAUAACUUCACGGCUGCGCGUGCGAGAGUUACAGAGUUACAGACUCGCGGCGGAAGUUGUAAAACGUCACUCAGGUCAGCUAACGUUCUGGCGUGGUACGCGCGCGCGCGCGGCGCGCAUCUGCGAGGCAGCGAGCGAGCCGCUGAAGCGAUGAUGGCAGCAGGGGGAGCGCAGAGGCUCACAGAGAGCUGAGUGAGAAGUCGCCGGUGAUGGCGGAUAAACCCUCCACGCUGUUCGUGAAGCUGUUUGCCGCCGGGUUUUACGGUUUCAGCUCGUUCCUCAUCGUCGUGGUGAACAAAAGCGUCCUCACUAACUACAGGUUUCCCUCGUCAAUAUGUGUGGGAAUAGGACAAAUGUUGGCCACAGUGGUUGUGCUGUGGGUGGGCAAGGCUGCGAGGGUGAUCACCUUCCCAGAUUUGGAUGAGAGCAUACCUCACAAGACAUUUCCUCUACCUCUCCUGUAUGUGGGAAAUCAAAUCACUGGUCUUUUUGGUACCAAAAGGCUCAAUUUGCCGAUGUUUACAGUCCUCAGGAGAUUCUCCAUCCUUUUCACGAUGCUGGCUGAGGGAUUUCUGCUGAAGAAGAAGUUCUCCAGGCCCGUCCAGCUGACAGUGUUUACAAUGAUCCUUGGGGCGUUCAUAGCCGCAAGUGCCGACUUGUCCUUUGACCUGCAAGGCUACGUCUUCAUCCUGAUGAAUGACGUCCUGACCGCAGCCAAUGGAGCCUACGUGAAGCAAAAAUUAGAUGCAAAGGAGUUAGGGAAAUAUGGAUUAUUAUACUAUAAUGCAUUAUUUAUGAUCGUGCCCACUCUGCUAUUGGCUGAAGUGACAGGAGAUAUGCAAAAGGCAGCAGAGUUUGACGGCUGGUCUGAUGCAUUUUUCCUCUCCCAGUUCGUCCUCUCUUGUGUCAUGGGGUUUAUUCUCAUGUAUUCCACUGUACUAUGCACACAGUACAACUCUGCGUUAACCACCACCAUCGUGGGGUGCAUUAAGAAUGUCCUGGUGACCUACAUUGGGAUGGUGUUUAGCGGAGACUACAUUUUCUCUUGGACGAACUUCAUAGGUUUGAAUAUAAGUAUUGCGGGCAGCUUGGUGUACUCGUACAUCACCCUCACCGAGGAGCAGUCCAACAAACCGAGUGACAGCACCAAGAAUGAGAUCAAGGGGAAGGUUGUCGUGUGACAGACACUGGAUUUGACGCCGGUUAGCGAGAAAACUCUAUUUUUAGUACGACUUUUAUUUAUGGGGCGCUCUAGCAGCAGAUUGAUGGAAACGCCGGGAGUGGUUCUCCAUUUCCGCUGCGCGUCUUUAAUGGAAAAGGAGCCGCACCGUCACGCUGCUGCUAUGGCUACCAAAUCCCCCAGAGGGAUUUUGUUGCAGAACUUUUUAGAUAAUGUUUUCACAUGUCUUAUAAUAAUACUGUACAUGGGAAUGUUAAGAACAAGGGAACAAUAAUAUUUAUAUUCAGAUGUUUUUAGUUUGUUUUUUUUAAAGAUGGAAACUGUUUAUUUCAGGGUUUGAACAUUUCAGAGUUCAAUCUUGGGAUUAUGUAUUGUCAUCAGCUGUUGUAAGCAUGAGCGUGCUGACGCAUCACUGGGAUAAGAGUCAUGGUCAUUUAAAAGGAACCGUUCUUUUUAAAGCCUUUUCUGUUUUUUGCUGUUUACACUUUGGUACCCUCUGAGAACGACAAAAUGCACUGUCCCCGUCUUUAGCCUUUAAUGUUUUGCAGUUUCCUGGCAGAUGCUGUUGUAAAUCUGUUACAGACGGUACGGCAGUGAUGUGGAGAGACGAUACGAAAAGAUUAUUUGGAUCUUCCUCCUUCAGUAUUACAGAGUUUUCUGUCGUUCGGGUUAUUUUCUUGGAUUCUUAAUCCCUGUAACCGGUUGUGUCGAUUGAAGAAUUUGGCAAGCAAAGCCUCGCGGGGUUUUAGUUUGCGUUGUACUUUUUUUAAAACUUUUUUUUUUUUUACAUGAUUGUCUCGCACUUGUAACAGAGGUAGCUCUCACAAAGCAGAACAAACUAAAUGUCACCUGCUGUUAUAUUUGACUGGUGAAACUUGGAGAUUAUCGUCUGAUCCAGGAAUUCAAGUUUCUGGCAUUUUAAAGUAUUACAAGGGGAUUUGUUUUAUAUUUAUUCUGUUUUGUUAUUCCUUUUCUCUCUGUAAGAUGAGUAAUUAUUGAUGCUGAUAAAAGUUAUUUGUAGCUGGGAAAAAUGUAUUUUUACAUUGAAAAAUUACCAUUAGCAUUUUUGUUUUUUUUAUUUUUCUCUUUCAAUAAAUUUUUUUUAUAUAAGGCUUAUUGUUAAUGGAUAUAAAUUGUUUUGAAAUGGUUUUUACUGUUUCUCAUUAAGCACAAAUUAGGAUACAUUUGCAUUAAAUGAGUUCAGUUUGUUUAGCGGUUGUUUUUAGUGCCGAGUCACGCAGCAGUUGGACUAGCGGCUAACUCACCAGUCACACUCGGGUUUGGGUUUCCUCCAUUAUGAAUCAGCCUCAGUAAACUUCAACCACACUGUGGGUCACUUCGACUUCAUUCAAAGUUCAUAAUGAACAAAUAAGUGUGAGCUCUGUUUAUUUUGUUUUGUUCUAUUACUGCACAUUGUAGCUUAAGGGGUUGGAGGGAUUAUAAAAAUUAUUUGGUUAGAUAUGAACCCACAAACAGCAGCAAAAUGUGCUUAUUGUCAAACACUGUUUACGCAGUGUAAAAUAAGCUGAUUCUACUUGUUCUUACCCCUGAUAAAUAUGAAACAUGGCAGAUUAUGAAGCAAACUUAAAAAAUAUUUUAAUGAACAAAAGUAAUGUUUAGACAACGUGUUUAAAAAUCCCACAGAUGUGAACAGAAGACAAAACACCGUAACCCUACAACCUUCAUCUCGCCUAUACAGCAGAUAUAAAUAUUGACACAUCAUACAUUUCUUCAUACAUUUACAUGUUUACGCAAGAAAAUACAAUUUAAAACUGCUACCAGAUAACGUUGCAUUGCUUUUGCCAUUACUGUGCGUAUUAAAAAUUUUUAAAAAACACCUUCACCAGUCCAGGCCAAACUUCAGAGUCUAAUCAGCUCCAAAUAUCUCAGGACAGAGUUUCUGGUUAUGGUACUUUCCCUCAGUUCAGAUACAGUACAUGUGCAUCCAAGAGCAGCACAAACCAGAGCAGAUAAAAAAACAAAAACUCAGAGCGACAGAUGAGAAUUUACCAAUAUAUUAUUUUUGAAAAUACUUGAAGAGGAACUGAAAAAAAAA